Messenger RNA from Saccostrea echinata, 1137 nucleotides. RefSeq names its product homocysteine S-methyltransferase YbgG-like. Gene Ontology annotation, biological process: S-methylmethionine cycle. The transcript is spliced from 7 exons. Gene Ontology annotation, molecular function: S-adenosylmethionine-homocysteine S-methyltransferase activity; zinc ion binding. The coding region runs from base 11 to 928 and encodes 305 amino acids. NCBI's taxonomy places the organism in Eukaryota, Metazoa, Mollusca, Bivalvia, Ostreida, Ostreidae. The record is from RefSeq and is a predicted model, not a curated record.
UUUUUAAACAAUGAGUAAAUCAGAUUUUCGUAUACUGGAUGGUGGAGCUGGGUCAGAGCUACAAGAUCUAGGAUAUAACAUAACUGGGGAUCCAUUAUGGUCGGCCAAAUUACUAGAUACCAACCCUGAUGCGAUCAAAAAACUUCACAAAAGUUAUUUAGAGGCGGGGGCGGAUACAGUAAUAACAGUAACUUACCAAGCUACCGUGGAGGGAUUUAAGAAGUUCCUCGGGGUGACGACAGAGAAGGCCAUGGAACUUAUUAAAUCUGGAGUGAAGCUUGCAAGAGAAGCUUGUGAGGAGAUGCCAAACAUAGGAAAAGACAGACGAGUGGCCGGGUCAGUGGGGCCAUAUGGUGUCUUUCUGCAUGAUGGAUCUGAAUACAGCGGAAAUUAUGUUGAUAAUAUAACCCAACAGGAAUUAAUAGAUUGGCACAGGCCCCAGGUCACAGCAUUGCUAGACGGCGGGGUGGAUAUGUUAGCCGUGGAAACUAUCCCUGCUUUGAAGGAAGCUGAGGCAAUUCUGACGCUGCUUACAAGAGAAUUUCCUGCAGCAAAGGCAUACAUUACAUUUUCAUGCAAGGAUGGGGAGAGUUUGUGUCAUGGAGAAAAAUUUGCUGAUGCAAUUCAAAAAGUAAUGACGUCAGAGCAGGUGAUUGCUGCCGGUCUCAACUGUACUCACCCUAGUCAUGUAUCGGAACUCCUCGACCGUCUUCAGUCAUUGCAUACAUCAAAACCAAUCAUUGUGAAACCUAACAGUGGAGAAAAUUGGAAUUCUGAAGUAGGUUGGUUUGGUCGAGGAGAGAGUUCGUCCUUUGAAGAUCACGUAUCUGAUUGGAUCAACAAGGGAGCCACUUGGAUUGGAGGGUGUUGUAGAAUCAAACCACGUGACAUUAAGAAAUUAACAGAAUAUGUUAAAAAGGACACCUGACGUAGAUAUUAUAUUGUAUGAUGGCGAAUUGUGAGUGCUGAUUUGCUAACACCAUAUAGUAUUCUACUUAUAGAAAAGCAAAAAUAUAUUUUUAAUUAUUUUAUUUUUCAAACAUAAUUCAGUACAAGCAAUUCAUUAUUAUUUUCUUAGUUAUCAGAAUUGAGCGUGUAUAGAAUUGAGAGAGAGAGAGAGAGAGAAUUACAAAAAUU